Panicum virgatum (switchgrass) is the source of this 1381-nucleotide messenger RNA. RefSeq lists its product as uncharacterized. The transcript is spliced from 2 exons. Bases 380 to 1153 code for a protein of 257 amino acids. NCBI's taxonomy places the organism in Eukaryota, Viridiplantae, Streptophyta, Magnoliopsida, Poales, Poaceae. The record is from RefSeq and is a predicted model, not a curated record.
CGAGUUGCGACUUGCGAGUUGCGAGUUGCGACACGCCUCCCCGAGACGCCCCCGCUCGGCCGCUCCUGCUCCUCAUCUGUGGGACGGCGCCACGCCGCCGCCGCCAGCCGCGGAGUCACUCGACGCCAUAGAGCCUCGUCGCAACUCCUCCAGCACCGCCACGCGCCAGGCCGGCUGCGCAGCAGCGCGCCAGGGCCCGAGCGCCGGGCCUCCCGAUCCGGACCCUGCCGUGUGCUGUCCCUGGCUCCCUGCGACCCUGCGGCUCGGCAGCUGCGCCCGCCUAUCGCCAGACGGCAGCCGCCCCUACGCCCUACUCUGCUGCUGCAAGUCUGCAUCUGGUACUCCAGGUCACUUCCUAGGGUGCUACUAGAUUCUGUGCAUGGUCAUGACUUCUGAAGAUGGAGACAUCUUGGUUCUUCUUUCAGAACCAAGUCUAACGGAAGAGCAACUUGAGGCUUCUGAAUCUGAUGAUAUACUGCCUGCUAUUCUAGAAGCCAUUAAAUCAAAUGCAAAAGCAGUUGAACCUUCACCCGAGGAGGCUGCCUGGGCAGAUUCAUGUUUCGUGCAGACUUCUGAAUUGUCAGAGGAUGACUGGGGAGCAAUGAGGAAUGCCUUGCUUGAUGCCCUUGAGAAGCCAAUGGAAAGUCCCUUUGAUACUUCUGAAGCUGUGCAUGACCAAGGCAUCCAUGCAAUCUCAGAGGCAAGACCUCACUCUCUCGAUGCUGAAAAAGUUCCUCAGCAUGAUGAUGUGCACAUGGAGCAGAUGGACAAUAUUGACGGUGUCAAGGAUAGUAGUCAAGCUUGUGAAGUUGGUGAUGUAAUCAGAGGUGUAGAUGAACAUGGAAAGCAAAUGGAUGGUUAUGCAGUGAAACCUGAGGAUGACAAUGAAUUGGCUUCACCCGAAGGUCUUGAGCAGACGGAGUUGACAGAUUCUAUCUUCAAGGUUUGGGAUCUGGAGCUGUCUUUUUCCGACGACGAUGAUGGUGAGCUUGAACUCAUAAAGGAUCUGAAGAAGCUCCUCAAGGAGAAUGGCAGCCCUCCAGAGACUGUGUAUCCUACUUCUCCGGAUGACGUUGCUAAGCCCCUGGAUCAAAUAAGCAUCGAUGAACUUGUGGCGGGCUUGAGUGACUUGUCAAUACAACAAACCAACUAGUAAGAGUAGUCAGGUCUGUAGCGCACCUUGAUCCAUUCAACUGGGAUCUUGUGGUUUGCUCUCUUCGGCAGCUUUAGUUGCUUGUUUCACAGGGGUUUUAGACCCAUGGUUUAGGCUAACUGUUGACUUGUUGUUCUGUAUGAUCUCCAUGUUGAUUGCUGCUAGUACUUGAAAUCGGGCAAAAACGAAGAUGUUCAUUAGAUUGAAUUAUUUUUAUUUCGUUCUCUA